Messenger RNA from Mollisia scopiformis, 1670 nucleotides. RefSeq lists its product as uncharacterized. The transcript is spliced from 2 exons. Lineage: Eukaryota; Fungi; Ascomycota; Leotiomycetes; Helotiales; Mollisiaceae. Bases 400 to 1542 code for a protein of 380 amino acids. The record is from RefSeq and is a predicted model, not a curated record.
AACUUCAGAUCAUUUCAAAACUAUUAUUAUCGUUGUUGAAUUAUAUGCAUGCUUGUAGCUCUUCAAGUGAAGUCCAAAGCUGCAGACUCUGUGAAGGUGAAAGGGCUACUCGGUGAAUGGACCGCGAUUAUGACGUGGUCGUGACUGCCUCUUGAAGCAUUUUUGAUUUUUGACAACUGCUUUUGAACUUUGAUACGUCCGCAUUUUUGGGUUCGUAGUGCUUUAUCCAUUAUCUAUAGUAUACACUAGAAGAAGGAAAGAGUCCGGUUCAUUGGACAAGUGUGCCCAAUCUGCCUGGAGUUGCCUAGGCGGAGUCAUUCCCAGCCAUCUUCUUUAACAGAGCCUCGAGCCUCUUCACCCCAUACUUUGGCAUAAAUUCCAUUAUUCUUCCAGAGCAAUAUGGAUGCCGAGCCAUCAUACAGAAAGCCUACAAGAGCUUCUCUAGGCCGAGUCAGGAUGUUCGUCAGCACACCCCCAAAGAAGAAAAUUGACAAGAAGCAAAUGGAAGAACGACAACGGCUUACGAAGGUUCGAAUCGAGUCUGCGGAGAAACUUCGACUUCUGGUCGCCCCAUCUCUCAGAUGGCCAACCAGAAACUCUGUUCGAGUCUUUAGAGAGGGUCAAGCGAAGCUUGCAGCGAAGGGCGCAACUCCGUCCAAGCAAUCCUCCAAUACCCAACCUGCUUCUGGUGGAAGCUCCUCUACUACCAACAACCCUUCCAGCUCGCCUUCAAGAUUUCCCUUCUCUGUCCAAAAUUCUAAAGACUUAUCAACAUUUCCCAAGUUCCCAGUCCUCCCUACAGAAUUGCGUCUUCAAAUAUGGAAAGAGGCACUUUCGGCCCCCAAGUUCAUAGAGCUACAGUAUUGGACCAACGACGCAACGAAGACUCCAUAUCACUAUGCCCCGAGUGUGGAAAAAUCUCAAAUCAUCAACUACCAACGAUACGAGCCACUCUUCUCGGUCUGUCUAGAAAGUCGGGAGGUAGCUCAAUCAUUCGCUCCUAAACAUAGCAAGCUUUCACACCUCAAGAUCACUCAGGAUUCAUGGGGAAAUGUACUUCCAGCCUUGAACCCAGAACCAGUCUUCACCCCAGAACGAGAUACCAUCUUCUUCCGCCCCAUGGACCACUCUCUGGGAAACAGUCUCCGCUCCCUGCCCUCCAACUUCCGCGGCCACAUUGUCCGUAUUCAACACAUCGCCAUUCCGCUCGACCUAAAAAAAGGUGUCUCGAGCACUCGCUGGUGGGCAUCCGAGCUCGUGGCCUUUCCCAAACUCAAGACUUUAACUUUCAUGCUUGGCUGUACGGAGAAGUCUUGGACGGGAGAUCGGUCCAUCGAGUUGAGGGACAUGGAGCAAUGGUUUGUGGAUGGGAGGAAGAGGACUGUGGAGAUCGAUCUAGAGUGGCCGAGUGAGCGGAUGUGGCAGAAGCGGAAUGCGGGGGUUGUUGAUGUCUCUGAGCUUCCGGCCUUUGUUGCGAGAGCGGUGCCGCAUAGGCAGCUCGCGGUUAGGGUUGUGGCUUGGAAGAGGUUGCGUUCGAAGUAGUGGUGUGUCAUGACAGUACUUUUGUGCCGUGCCUUUCUCUUGCUCUGCUGUUGGAAGGUUGCACUUGGUCAGGGAACGGUAAUGACUUACGGCCGAAUCAUAAUUAAGCAAUGAAUACUUUCUCGAGC